Cuscuta europaea is the source of this 1816-nucleotide messenger RNA. Lineage: Eukaryota; Viridiplantae; Streptophyta; Magnoliopsida; Solanales; Convolvulaceae. The record is from the annotation of a GenBank genome assembly.
AAAUUAAUCAAUUCAGCCCAUCCAAAAUCGGUCCAUUGGACUCACCAUAUAUAAUGUCUCUAACCCUAACUCCCCUGUAUAAUCUCUCUAUCCAUCACUGUCGCCCCAAAAUCCGUACUAUUGCAGCACCCCUCAAGAGAGACGUUCCAGGUAAUACAAUUUUCUCUUCAUCAACACACAUGAGAGUCAUCGUUUAAUUCGAUGCUCUCUGAAAAUCUUCGUGUGUGACCUUCUCCGUUUUCCCCUGUUCAAAUCCUGAUUUUAAUCUCAUUCACUGCUUGUUCGUUGCUGAAUCGGGCUCCACCGAUGAAGGGUAGUCUGUGCGGUGUAUAGGAUCUGUGUUUGACCGGUUGCCCGACCUUAUUAGGAGUUUGAUAUUGAACACAAUGGCCGAUAUGUACCAGCACCCCACUAUCUUUCAGAAGGUUGGUUACCAGGUACACCUUAGCUCAAGUGCUUCCCAAGAUGCUGUAGCCUUACACGGGGGAGCACAAAGUCCUGCUGUCUAUCAAAGAAAAUAUGGAAACUACACCAAUGCAGGAUUGCAUUCAUUCCAAACCUUCAAGGACCGAUCUCUGAUCGCUGCAAAUGCUUCACCAGUUUUUGUGCAGGCUCCCUCUGAGAAAGGAUUUGCAGGUUUUGCUAUUGACUUUCUUAUGGGUGGAGUUUCUGCUGCAGUUUCCAAGACUGCAGCCGCCCCUAUUGAGCGGGUUAAACUUUUGAUUCAAAAUCAAGAUGAGAUGAUCAAGUCUGGGAGGCUCUCUGAACCUUACAAGGGGAUUGGAGAUUGUUUUGGCCGAACUAUUAAGGAUGAGGGAAUCAUGGCGUUGUGGAGAGGAAACACAGCUAAUGUCAUCCGUUACUUCCCCACUCAGGCAUUGAACUUUGCUUUCAAGGACUACUUUAAGAGACUCUUCAACUUUAAGAAAGACCGUGAUGGCUACUGGAAAUGGUUUGCUGGAAACCUUGCCUCUGGUGGUGCUGCUGGUGCUUCUUCUUUACUCUUUGUGUACUCAUUGGAUUAUGCUCGUACUCGCCUGGCUAAUGAUGCUAAGGCUGCAAAGAAGGGAGGUGAAAGGCAAUUCAAUGGUUUGGUUGAUGUCUACAAGAAGACACUUGCUUCUGAUGGUGUUGCUGGACUUUACCGUGGCUUUAACAUUUCAUGUGUUGGCAUCAUUGUGUAUAGGGGUCUUUACUUUGGUUUGUACGACUCCAUAAAGCCAGUUGUCCUAACUGGAAACUUACAGGAUAGUUUCUUUGCCAGCUUUGCUCUUGGUUGGCUGAUUACAAAUGGUGCUGGACUUGCUUCAUACCCAAUUGAUACUGUCCGUAGAAGGAUGAUGAUGACAUCUGGUGAAGCAGUCAAGUACAAAAGCUCUCUUGAUGCCUUCUCUCAGAUCCUCAAAAACGAGGGUGCAAAAUCCCUCUUCAAGGGGGCUGGUGCAAACAUCCUCCGUGCUGUUGCCGGUGCUGGUGUUCUAGCAGGAUACGACAAGCUUCAGGUGAUUGUGUUUGGAAAGAAGUAUGGCUCUGGUGGGGCUUAAAAUUUAUUUUGUUACUCUUUAGCGUUUCUAAGAUGGUGAUGAAAAUGUUGGAGUUUUAAAUUAAAAACCAUUAUAGUUGAAAUAGUUCCCAUUUGAAUAACUCAUUUCUAAGAGGGUUUGAAAACCAAUCCUUUCUUUUCUUUAUGUUUCUUGAGGAUAUUUCAUUUUUGCAGACUUUUAGUUAUCAAGGGUUUACAUAUUGUAGUGGAGAGUACAUUUUUACAUCUUGCAAUGUAAUUGUUACUCCUACGAUUUAAUGCAAUUUUAUUCCU